AGAAGGUGAAGUAGUGUGGUUAGAUGCAAAAAAGAUAUUAGAUGAGACUAUGCUCGCAAAAUGUAACGAAAUUAAUGAAACUCCAAUUAAAUAUUGGCCAUCAGUUAUUACUGAAAUAAUAUCACCUCCAGGAAGUGAAAAUUCUGAAAGUGAGUUUUACACAAUAAAAUUAUUAAUAUUACGUGGCCAAAAGGAAGUUGAUAUAAAUUCGAUUCAACCUUGGCUCCUUUAUAGACCUGAAAUUUUGGGUAUACGAAAAGCAUCAAGAAUUUCUUCCGAUAUAGAUUUAGAUAAUCCGGAACCUGAACAAAUUGCUGCUGCUUAUAUUAAAGCUGUGCGUAAAGCACGCGAUAUUGAAACUACUUAUACUCCAAUGUUUCAAUAUGAUUAUCAUCGUCCUGAUGAUUUUCAAGGUCCAGACGAGGCAAAAUCGAAACGUUUCGCUGAAAUGGAAAAAUAUACUCAUUUUAAAGCAAUUUAUUUUGGUGCUGAAAUCUUAUGUGAAGAUGAUAUAGUACGAUUAAUUCCUAAUAAGAAUUCUCGAAAUGAAAAAGGUUCUUUAUUAAAAAGUAGAAAUAUUGAUCGUAGAUUAUAUUUACAAAUUACUAGUAUUUAUAAACAUCCAAAAAAAGGUAUUCAUUUAACAGGUGAUAUGUAUAAUCGUGGAAAUUUAUUAGAAAAUAAUAAAUAUCAGUGGUUUCCAGUGAAUGAGGAUGAUGAAGAGUAUAAUAUAGAUUUAUCUGAAGUUGCUGGACGAUUUUAUUCAAUGUGGCCUGAUCAAACAGAAAUAAUGCCUUGUAAAACUGCAAAUAUAUUAGAAAAAAGGCAAUCAAUGACUGGUGAGGAUGAAUUGACUCUGACUACUGAUUUUUGGUUAUCUCUUAAAUCUGAUGAAAUCAGCUCUGAUGAGUCGACGAGUCAAUCUGAAUUAUCCGAUUUUUCAGAUUCGACGCGACAAACCAGGAAAAGAUCAAUACCUUUUGAUCAUCCACCAGAUGAAUUACCUAAAAAACGCAAGAUUGAAUCUUCUAACCCUGAAAUUAAAUUUGAAACUUCAAACCCUGAAAUCAAAUCUGAAAUUUCAAACCCUGAAAUCAAACUUGAAACUUCAAACCCUGAAAUCAAAUUUGAAACUUCAAUACCAACGUCAUAUAUACCUGAUACUGAGAUUAAUGAUUAUGCUUUAACCAAUAAAGUUACUUCCGAUACUUCCAGUUGUCUUGAUACCAUUUCUCCUAAUACUCCAACCUUUGAAACCGAUGAAGGCGAAACCGAUGGAGACGAAACCGAUGAAUACGAAACCGGUGAAGACGAAACGGAUAACGAAAUAAAAUAUGAAGCUAACCAAAUGAUUUGUCGUUUGCAAGUCGGGUUCCGUGAAUUACCUGUUAAAAAAACUUCUCUCAAUGAUAAUUUACCUUCAUUUCCAGAUAGAUAUCCGGUUUCUCGAAAUUCGGGUUUUUUAAAAGCCUCAAGCUCUUUAUACACGGUACCUCAGUCAAAGUGA
Dentiscutata heterogama is the source of this 1507-nucleotide messenger RNA. NCBI's taxonomy places the organism in Eukaryota, Fungi, Glomeromycota, Glomeromycetes, Diversisporales, Gigasporaceae. The record is from the annotation of a GenBank genome assembly.